AUGAUGCUCACUUGCUGCACCACAACCUCCUACAUCACCGUCCUCGGCAUCAGCUUCGGUUCCCUCCUCGUCAUUCUGCUCAUCUUGUGCGCCAUCCGGUGGUACCUCGUGCGGCGGUUCGCGAGCCGGGGCGCUGCCGAGGCUACCGCCACGGCGGAACUGGAAAAGAAACAGCACAAGGGACUGGAUGCCGAUGCCAUCGCCGCACUGCCGGAGUUCGUGUUCCAGAAGGAGGAUGCCGACGGGGAGGAGGAGCGGGAGGUUGAGUGUGCCGUAUGCCUGGGCGUAAUGGCGGACGGGGACGCAGCGCGGCGGCUGCCCUCAUGCAUGCACGUCUUCCACCGGGGCUGCGUCGACGUGUGGCUAAGGGAGCGUUCGACAUGCCCGGUCUGCCGCGCCGAGGUGGACGUCACAUCGUCUGACGAGGGUUGUGAUGGGAAGGACCAAGAAGGCGACCCGUCGCGGGCGUCCACGUCGAUGCCGUGGACAGCACAGGAAGGGCCGGUAGACGAUGGGGAGAGGGACCUAGAGGCGCAACUGUAG
Miscanthus lutarioriparius is the source of this 543-nucleotide messenger RNA. Lineage: Eukaryota; Viridiplantae; Streptophyta; Magnoliopsida; Poales; Poaceae. The record is from the annotation of a GenBank genome assembly.